Hypoxylon fragiforme is the source of this 3492-nucleotide messenger RNA. RefSeq names its product cysteine proteinase. NCBI's taxonomy places the organism in Eukaryota, Fungi, Ascomycota, Sordariomycetes, Xylariales, Hypoxylaceae. The transcript is spliced from 8 exons. Gene Ontology annotation, cellular component: cytosol; nucleus. The record is from RefSeq and is a predicted model, not a curated record. Bases 1 to 3492 code for a protein of 1163 amino acids. Gene Ontology annotation, molecular function: protein binding; cysteine-type deubiquitinase activity; cysteine-type endopeptidase activity. Gene Ontology annotation, biological process: regulation of protein stability; protein deubiquitination.
AUGAUGGUGGACACACAGGAUGAGAUGGUCAUUCAGUCGGCCCCGAGCGAGAAAGACCAGAUCGCGGAAAUCAACCCAGACCAACUAGAUAAUGAUGCUGAUAAUCCCGAGAAUGCCAUUUUGGCCAACGAUUUUGAUGCUAUGAAAGAAACCGUUCUACCACCCCUCCUAGAUGAACCUAAGACUUUGGAAGAUGCCGUCAAUACCUGGACAGUGGAAAACUGGAGGGCCCUCUCCAAAAAGGAACACGGUCCAAUAUUCGAAGCUGGUGGAUUUCCAUGGCGAAUUCUUCUCUUCCCAUUUGGCAAUAAUGUCGACCAGUCAUCAAUAUACCUCGAGCAUGGCUUCCAGGAUUCAAGCAGCAUACCCGAUGAUUGGAGCUGUUGCGUACAGUUCGGACUGGUAAUGUGGAAUAUUAACGAUCCUGCUCUAUUCUGCCACCAUACUGCACAUCAUCGUUUUACGAAAGAAGAAAGCGAUUGGGGCUUCACGCGAUUCCUCGAACUUAGGAAGAUGUUUCAGCAGCCAUGGGACAACUCGGGUAGGCCCCUUGUUGAAAAUGACGCUGUCAACAUCACCGCAUACGUAAGAGUAGUCGAAGAUGAGACCGGUGUGCUAUGGCACAACUUUAAUAACUACGACUCCAAGAAAGAAACUGGUUAUGUUGGUCUCAAGAACCAGGGUGCUACCUGUUACCUCAACUCCUUACUCCAGUCCUUAUAUUUCACCAAUGCUUUUCGAAAGGCCGUUUACGAAAUCCCCACGGCAGAAGACGAGAGCAUAACCAACAGUGCCUACACACUCCAGAGGUUGUUUUAUCAGCUUCAGAUAUCAAACUCGGCCGUGGGCACUAACGAGCUCACGAAGUCUUUUGGCUGGGAUACACGGCAUAUUUUUGAGCAGCAAGAUGUGCAGGAACUGUCACGAAAACUCAUUGAGCGCAUGGAAGAGAGAAUGAAGGGUACCGCUGCUGAAGACGCCCUUCCUCGUAUGCUUAGCGGCAAGAUAAAGACGUAUGUAUCUUGCAUCGACGUUGAGUAUGAGUCUAGCCGAAUUGAAGAUUUCUGGGAUAUUCAACUCAAUGUUAGAGGGAUUCCGAAUCUUGAGGAGAGCUUCAAAGACUACAUCCAGCAGGAGACGCUCGACGGCGACAACAAGUAUUGGGCAGGUGAGGAGUUCAAGUACCAGGAUGCUCGCAAGGGUGUAAUCUUCAAGAGCUUCCCAGAAGUCCUACAUUUGCAUCUGAAGAGAUUUGAGUACGACAUUCAACGCGAUACUAUGAUGAAGAUCAAUGAUCGCUUCGAAUUCCCCGAGUUUCUUGAUGUGUCGCCUUACCUAGACCAAGAUGCCGAUAAGUCUGAGCCAUGGAUAUACAAACUGCAUGGCGUUCUUGUGCAUAGCGGAGACUUGAAUGCGGGCCAUUACUACGCAUAUCUGAAGCCCAAUAAGGAUGGUUGGUUCUACAAGUUCGAUGACGACAAAGUCACAAAGGCGACCAUGAGGGAGACGCUUGAGGAUAACUAUGGGGGCGAAUACCCGGCUUCGCUCGUGCAGUCUCGUGCAGGCCUUCAGAAGAAGACACCGAUCAUGCGACAAAUGAGUGCGUACAUGUUGGUGUAUAUUCGGGAAUCUCGUCUAGACCAGGUCCUAACGCCAGUCAAGAAAGAAGAUUGCCCAUCUCACCUGCAAAAGCGAUUGGAUGAGGAGGCGGCGGCUCGCGAGGCGAAGAAGAGGGAACGUGAAGAACAGCAUCUUUAUCUUCCCGUCAAAGUAAUUACGGAGGAGACAUUCAAGCACCACGGAGGCACUGAUCUCACAAAUUUUGACGCUAAUCCCGCAGACGACCCUGCAGCCCCCAAGUUCUACCGCACAAAAAAGCAAACCACUAUUGAGGAACUGACGGCACAGAUUGGUCAAGAUCUUGGCGAGGAUCCUAGAAAAAUACGCUUAUGGAUUAUGGUCAACCGCCAAAACAAGACGACCCGACCCGAUCAGCCGAUCAUGGACCCGAGGCCAACAAUAGAUGAGACUUACCAACGGAUGGCUACCACUACACGAGACUACGCACUUCGAGUAUGGGCAGAGGUUGCGGAAGAAGUCGAUGCCGAAGGCGAGGCUAUUUGGCCCACCUACCAAGGCAAUGCUAAUGGCGUCAUUGUCAAGAAUGACUUGAUCCUCCUAUUCCUGAAACAUUUCGAUGCAGAGAGGCAAACACUUGAAGGUGUUGGUCACAUAUACGUCAGCAAAGAGAAAAAGGUCGAAGAACUUGUACCCAUAAUCGCAAAGAAGAUGGGGUGGGGCGACAAACUUGCGGCGGGAGAGCAAUUAGCCAUGUGGGAGGAGAUCAAGCCAUCCAUGAUCGAUAGCCUCAAGGCAAAGCAAUCCUUAAAAGCUGCUGAGCUUCAAGAUGGCGAUAUUGUAUGUUUCCAAAAGAUCACUGAUCGUAAGUCGGGUGAAAUUCUUGGGAAGAUUCCUCGCCUUGGAGAUAAGAGCUCUGAGGAAAUCUCCAAGCGAUGGGACCGAUAUGAAGAUGCUAAGGGCUUCUACGACUUUCUAUGCAACAAAAGAGAAGUUCGCUUCGAUCCUCAUCCACGAUGCGAGAAGGCGAAUUAUCAGAGCUUCAUUCUUACUCUCAGCACCAAGAUCACCUAUGAUCAACUUUCCGAACGAGUGGGCGAGCAAUUAGGAAUAGAUCCCACCCAUAUCCGAUUCUUCACAGCCAAUGCCUCGACGGGAAGUCCCAAAGCAGCCGUGAGAAGGGCAGUCAGCCAAACUUUAGGCGUCAUACUCAAUCCGAGUGGCUACAACUACACCCAACAGCAGAGCAUGCAGACAAAGCCUAACUCGCUUUUCUUCGAAGUAUUGGACAUGAGCCUCGCAGAGCUCGAUACUAAGAAGAAUGUCAAGGUGACCUGGUUGAGUGAAGGGAUCACGAAAGCCGAAACAUUUGAUGUCUUGGUGAACAAGCAAGGGCAUAUUGAGGACCUUGUUCAAGCUUUUGCAAAGAAGGCCCAAAUCAACGACGAACGGGAAGACGGUCGUAUCAGAGUUUAUGAGAUUCACCACCACAAGUUUUUCCGAGAACUCCCUCCCAACUACCCCGUAAUCAGUAUCAAUGACUACGCAGAUGUGAUUGCCGAAAGGAUUCCAGAGGAAGAAAUAGACGCAGAAGAAAGAGACUUCAUCAAGGUUAUUCAUUUUCAGAACGACCCUAGCCGCGUCCAUGGAGUUCCAUUCAAAUUCCUUCUUAAGGAGGGCGAGGCAUUCUCCGAGACGAAGAAACGACUGGAGAAGCGAACGGGCAUCAAAGGGAAGGCUUUCGAGAAGAUCAAGUUCGCUAUUAUACGACGUUAUCAGAAACCAAACUAUAUUAAUGACGAGGACGUACUUUUUGAUGAGGGGGGCACCAUAGAAGACGAUGUCCUACUUGGGCUAGAUCAUCUGGACCGCACAAGAGCACCGCGAAACGGGGGGGAGAUGUUCCUCAAGUAA